Trichoderma harzianum CBS 226.95 is the source of this 799-nucleotide messenger RNA. RefSeq lists its product as hypothetical. The coding region runs from base 1 to 699 and encodes 232 amino acids. The record is from RefSeq and is a predicted model, not a curated record. The transcript is spliced from 3 exons. NCBI's taxonomy places the organism in Eukaryota, Fungi, Ascomycota, Sordariomycetes, Hypocreales, Hypocreaceae.
AUGGAUGCCAUGUUGGACACGGGAAGCGCGCUAAAAGACGAGCAGCGUGGGCAGCCAGCCCCAGAUAGCAAGCAGUUACAUGGAGAGGUCCAGCCUCCACAAAGAAUUCGUACUAAGCUAGCCCGCCCACGUUUAUUCGGCUGCGAGCACAAGAGAGAGAAGCGGAUAUGGAUAUCAAAGGGGAGAAGGACGUCGCCCCUAGUAGCCGCUCUGGUCUGGCACGUCACUUUGAGCCCAGUGCCCGAUGGUGGGCGCUUUGGGCGGGUCUCUGUCGAGGUCCGGGAUUUAAUAUGUAGAGAUGCGUGUUUACAUGCACAUCAUUUGACGGCGCAGAGAUGGGCGAUCAUGAGACAAUCCCUUGCUGGAGCCACACUCCCGACAGACUGGAUUCUGACAUGCCAUGGUGGUACGCCAGCGCCGUUAUGGCGGGGCAAGAGGCUGCUUAGCCCUAGCGACGCCAUCUUGUGUCCUGUGCGAGGACGGCCGUCAGAGGGCAGGAUUUUGGGUUUGUGGUGGUUUUGCUUGGUGCCCGCGCGCUUGCAAGCAUCCACGGCCUUUGGUUCCCCCUCCUUACGGGAGCGCUCCGAGUGGGAGAUGACCGCUUGCGACGAGGACGAAGAGGAGGAGCAGCAGGAGGAGUCGAGAGAGAAGAGGGGAGUCGACAAGCAAGCAAACAAGCACAGCACGGUACAUGCAUGAGCCGGGGCGCGUUCCGACAGACAGUGCAGAUUCGAAUUCAGACUCUGACACCCCGGUCUGUUGCCAUGUGGUUUCUAGUCCCAGGUCCGGGGUGUUAAAA